Messenger RNA from Brugia malayi, 1062 nucleotides. RefSeq lists its product as uncharacterized. NCBI's taxonomy places the organism in Eukaryota, Metazoa, Nematoda, Chromadorea, Rhabditida, Onchocercidae. The transcript is spliced from 7 exons. Bases 1 to 1062 code for a protein of 353 amino acids. The record is from RefSeq and is a predicted model, not a curated record.
AUGGAAUGUGAAUGCAUAUCACCGCCACCGGAAUUUGAUAUUCCAUCACCGCCGGAUCCGUCAUUGAUAUGGCAUUUGCUUUCUGAUGAAUUUGUUACUGAUGAAUUUACACAGAUUCAACAAUGUGAUGCUAAUGAAAAAAUACAAACACAAAGUGAAGUGUCACUGAUAUUUUCAAAUUUAUCAAAUUAUCUCUUAUAUGCCUUAUUUGCAUCCGGUGUGCUAAUUUCUGCUGCCUUAUUAGUUAUUAUUAUUUGCAUUCGAAUACGAAGGUUUAAUCGAAAUGGACGAGCAAAAAUGAAACGAAAAACGGAAUUUUCGGCAGAUAUAAUAUUGAAUAGCAGCGAUUGGCCAUAUACCACAACAAUUCAUGAUAGUAAUUCAGUGAUAAAUGGUGAUUUAUUAUACGGGUCCACUGAGAAUAAUUUUAUGAAGCAUAAAGCUAUUCGGGUCACUUCAAAUUCGCUAAGGAGUUAUCCGUGUCAUUUAAAUAAAUUAUCAACAAAUUCGAUGAGAAAUUCAUCGCUUCAGUCCGGACCGGUAUUCCGGCUUCGUGGAUCAACAGACGGUUACAGUACCAUUGGAAGAUUAUAUGAAGAAAUUCCGGGAAAUGAAAUUUUCAAUUCCGUACAUGGUAUAAAACAUUCGGAAAACUCUCUAGCAUAUGUAUCAAGACGAGAAUUACUUAGUGGUUUGACAUCAGUGCGAAGGCCACCACCAACAUGUCGUCCACCGCCACCACCAUCUCAGCAUUCUCCGCUUAGUCUAGACUCAUCCGGAAAUUCAGCGGAAAAGGAACAUGAAGAGCAUGAUGUAAUGCCUGUUUCAUCUCCGAAACGUUUGACAGAUGAUGAAAAAUCUCGAAAUUCGGGUAAUUCAGGUGACAAUGGACAUGAAAGUGGUUAUGGUACUGCACCAAGUAGGUCGUGGAAUAGUCCGCUGAUAAUGCAUCAGCAAAAACGAAUGAUAAUGAAAGAAUCAGAUGAUGCAUUUCAUCGUCAAACACCGCUAACUAUUUAUGCUUAUCGUAGUAGCAAUACUCAUCCAAUAACUUAUGUUUAA